CCCUACUUGAAAACGUCCUCCCUACAAAGGGAUUUCCUUUUUGCCAGUGGCUCCGACGAGUCGGGAUGCGAGGCUGAUAUGUUGGAGGGCGCGGAUGGGGGCCGGCACUCGCCGCCCCGGCCGCAGCAAGAGCCCAUCAACCUAAAGAAUGAGCAGGCGGAGUCGGACCGUGAAAGCGGCGCGAGUUCGCCGGAGGGCGGCGGCGGUCGCGCGCAGCUAGCCGAGCCGCGGACCCCGUCGCCGCGCGCGCGCACCCCGCACCAACCGCACUUGAAUGGCUCCAUGGCAUCGAUGUUUCAAAACCUGCAAAACCUGGCCAACAUGCAGCAGAGCAUGCCAAUGUCACAGCAACAGAUGUCCCAACAAAUGUCUCAAUUGGCUGCCAAUCUCCAAGGCCUCACGUCCAUGCCAUCCAACCCUGUCAUCAACUCACCGCUGAACUUGAGCGUUAGUGCACCAGGUAUGGGCUCUCCCAACCCAGUAGGAAACAGCAACAUGCUCCCGCCAGCCAUGCCAUCACCGAUGCCGCAGCUUAUAUUGGCGUCAGGACAGCUUGUUCAGGGCAUACAGGGCGCGCAAUUAUUGAUACCGACAUCUCAAGGCAUAGCGACGCAGACCAUCUUAACGAUCCCGGUAAAUCACGUCAACUCGAACGACCAAAUGGUGAAUUUAGCGUUGAACAACGGCCAAGUAGUGUCCACAUCCCUAGCCAAUCUCCAAGCGAUGGCCCAACCUCACCAGUUACUGAACUCCAACCAGCAACAGACGCCAAACAUUCGGCCAAACAUGUUAAAUCCAACGCUGUCGAAUGCCCUUCUAAAUCAGGGUUUGCCAAAUUUUUUGUCCAACGGCGCCACCAAUGCCCAAGAACUGCUACAGGCUCUACAACAACAACAACCGCAAACGAAUCACAAUCUUCUGCAAACGGUUCAACAGAAUAAUAUGUCGCAGCAAAUGCAAGGUAGAAGAUCGUCUUCGCCGAGACCUGACAGACAUUAUAAGGAGAGAGAAAACUUCGAGCGGUUCGCAGGAGGCUCUAGGGAAAGGAAUGAAAGGGAGAAUUCUGGAUCAUCAGCGCUUAACAGUAUUAACAGGCUCGCAGCAUCAAACGGCGAGAUAACAAUCACAACAUCUCAUUCGAACGCGGGCACGACAAGCAGCACUGGCAGUGUGGGCUCCGCGCCCACGGCCUCGCCGCACCCCCCGGUGAAAUUGUCACCCGGCUCCGUGAAGUCACCGGCCCAUGAUGAUGGAGAUUUACUGGCUGAUUCGCCAAAUCAACCUACCAUCAGUCAGUCAUCCGGCAACGUAGUGGACGGCAUUAACCUAGAAGACAUAAAAGAAUUCGCCAAAGCUUUUAAGUUGCGGCGAUUAGGUCUCGGGCUAACGCAGACGCAAGUAGGGCAGGCUCUCUCUGUCACCGAAGGGCCGGCAUACAGCCAAAGCGCUAUCUGCAGUGCCCUGGCUUCGCAGAUGCUAGCAGCUCAGCUGUCUUCACAACAACAAAACAUAUUUGAGAAAUUGGAUAUAACUCCAAAAAGUGCGCAGAAAAUCAAGCCGGUGCUUGAACGUUGGAUGAAGGAAGCCGAAGAGAGGUACGCAUCAGGACAGAAUCAUUUAACAGACUUCAUAGGCAUGGAACCGAGUAAGAAACGCAAACGGCGGACCUCCUUCACACCUCAAGCUCUGGAACUACUCAACGCACACUUCGAAAGAAACACUCAUCCUUCUGGCACCGAAAUAACCGGUCUCGCACAUCAGCUGGGCUACGAGCGAGAAGUCAUCAGAAUAUGGUUUUGUAACAAACGGCAGGCUUUAAAGAACACCGUUAGAAUGAUGUCAAAAGGAAUGGUCUAAAAAUAAAGUAGGACAUUUAGAUAACAUCGGAUUAUCGUAACAUCUAUAGGAAAUAUAUUAAAAAAUGAAACCUCAGCUGAUAAGUACCAAGUGUGAUAUUAAAUACAUUUUCGUUCGU
Melitaea cinxia (Glanville fritillary) is the source of this 1975-nucleotide messenger RNA. RefSeq names its product POU domain, class 6, transcription factor 2 (gene pdm3). Gene Ontology annotation, molecular function: RNA polymerase II cis-regulatory region sequence-specific DNA binding; DNA-binding transcription factor activity, RNA polymerase II-specific. Gene Ontology annotation, biological process: regulation of transcription by RNA polymerase II. The transcript is spliced from 13 exons. The record is from RefSeq and is a predicted model, not a curated record. Bases 79 to 1857 code for a protein of 592 amino acids. NCBI's taxonomy places the organism in Eukaryota, Metazoa, Arthropoda, Insecta, Lepidoptera, Nymphalidae.